Cyphellophora europaea CBS 101466 is the source of this 783-nucleotide messenger RNA. RefSeq lists its product as uncharacterized. Bases 1 to 783 code for a protein of 260 amino acids. Gene Ontology annotation, molecular function: structural constituent of ribosome. NCBI's taxonomy places the organism in Eukaryota, Fungi, Ascomycota, Eurotiomycetes, Chaetothyriales, Cyphellophoraceae. The transcript has a single exon. Gene Ontology annotation, cellular component: mitochondrial large ribosomal subunit. The record is from RefSeq and is a predicted model, not a curated record.
AUGGCGGUUGCAACUGCCGCCAUCGAAUUGCCCAAGGAGCUUCAGCACCUCCCAGGCCGGCUGGUUCGCUUUUUUACUCGCUACCCUCCGCACCUCUAUUCCGCAAAACACACCGGCGUUGCUCUGCCGUUAACGCGGCGGGAAGCCAAAGAAGGGAAGCUUGUAGCCCUGGAGUCGAAGAAAGCUCCGUCACCCAAAAAGUCGAAAAUCAAUCAAUCUGAAGGUCAAACGACAGAGGCUAUCGUCCCCGAAUCAUCUUCAUCCACAGUCAAUGCGUCUGCCCCUUCGCAAACUUCCGUCACCUCAGAAACUCCAGCCACUUCAGAUCCCACCAUACCGGCCGAGACAUCAACCCCAAUACCAACAACCUCCAGCACCGGCCGUGCGAUUGACGGCCUCACGCGAGCCACACGCUUCCCGCCUAACCCAUUCCUUCCCUUCCGCAACCCCACGACGGGACGCUGGGCCGGCGCGCGUAUCUCCUUGCGUACUCAAGCCGACCUUGUCAAGCUGGCGAAGAAGCACAGUAUCGAAAACCUACUACCGCCAGGCCGAAAAUCUACCGUCUUCAAAGAGGAGAGGGUGUUGCACCGGGGACUGAGGGUGAAGGGUACGGGCGAGGGCCAGCAGGUCAAGGGUCACCAGUGGGAGAGAAAGAUCCCAGCACUGCUGCAGAAGCGGCAAGAGGCGCUGGAGCAGAUGCCGGCCCUGGUGCGGGAGUGGCAGGCGAGGGGCCACGGGCGUGGCUGGAAGAAAUUCCCCAAGGUGAAAGGCCCUCGGUAG